GUAAAGGGACUGUAUGUUUGGGGUCCUUAGGCAGUAGUUCCUGGUCCACGUAUUAAGCAAAUGUACUAGCUAGUAAAUCCAAUAAUUCAGUAGAAUGAAACUACAGAUGGAUUGUAACCUAUUUUCGCGUCAUUUAAUGUGCACAAAGUAUCUUUGCCGAUAAAAAACAACAACACCGUUGGACGUUGCUUUCUUUUUUACGGAUGCAGUAUGUCUUGGUUCGCGGACUUCGCAGGGAAAGCGGAAGACUUUCUAAAUAAGGUUGACCAAGGAGCGGCCAGUGCUCUGACCAAACCAGAGAGAACAUCGUCUUUCUCUUUAAACUACGAGGAGAAUUCUACCGAAACGUCUCAAUAUGACGGCGAAGGGCAAAAGGCAGACGCGACGGUGUUCCAACAUGCUUAUCAAUUUUCUCAUGAUGCCCCAGACUACAUCAGUGCUGCUGCAGGUAAAAUCAAGAGAUCCAACCCCACUCUCUUGGCUAGCACGGCAAAUGUAUCCACCACCCCUCUGGGAUCGGCCAGCAGUGCCUCCAGCACCAUCAAACCAUCCUCCAGCUUUGUGAGACGGAAGAAGAGCGAGCAAGAAGUGGAUGACGACUUGCUCUUUGACUUCCUGAACAGUUCCGACCCUCCUGCAAGCGAGAGGAGGAAUGUCAAACUGGAGCCUGUCAGAGUCCCAGCUUCCGAGGGGUCCCCGAACCCACCGCCAGCCCCUGCGGCUCCUUUGUCUGUGCCCUCUGCCCCCUCCACCCCCCCCUCCACGCGCGGCAUGUCACAAACCUCUAGCCUGGGCUCUCUGUCUAACAGCACUCAUAGCGCCAAAACUGAAGAUGGUUCCGCCAGAGAUCAAAGCCAAGACACGCCGGAGAGUUCAGACUCUGGGUUGGCUGCCCCCCAGGACCCCGGCCCCCAGGAGCCAGCCCCGCCAGAGGAGCCCGUGGGUCCAGAGCUCCAGGGUCAGGUGAUGUCCAGCCUGCGCCUGGAGAACCAGCUGCUGCGGAGCGAGGUCACCUCUCUCAACCAGGAGAUGGCCUCUAUCAUCCAGAGAGCCAAGGACAUGCAGGAGGAGUUGAACUUGGCUCGCCUGCGCUCGGACAAAUGGAGUUCUGACCAGUCCCGUACGGACCGCACGGUGAGAGAGCUUCAGUCCCACGUUGAUGACCUCACUGAGGCCCUGUCUGCUAAAGAUGGGCAGCUUGCGGUCCUGAAGAUCAGGCUGGAGGAGGCAGAUCAGUUACUAAAGUCUCGAAGCAGUGCCCUGGAAGAGGCACAGACUGAGAGGUCCAGAAUCCUCCAGGACCAUACUGAGGGGAGCAGCCUGCAGUCGCAGGCCCUGCAGACCCUGCAGGAGAGGCUGCGAGAGGCAGAGGGGGCCCUACGGAGAGAACAGGACAGCUACCGACAGAUGCAGAGUGAGUAUUCAGCUCGGCUGUCCAAGGUGGAGUCGGAGAGGCAGUUGCUGGCGGAGGCGGUCACUGGGGCGGAGAGGAGGGCGGCGGAGGACAAGCACAGGGCAGACGACCUCCAGCAGCAGAUGAAGAGCGCCAGGGCCGCCGCUGAGACUGCCAAGCAGGAGCUGCAGGACUACAAACACAAGGCCUCACGCAUCCUCCAGUCCAAAGAGAAGCUGAUUAGCAGUCUGAAGGAGGGGUCUGGAUUGGACACGCUGGACGGAGGCGGGGCCGGGAUUCUGGAGCUGGAGGAUCUUCGCCACGAAAAGGAGCUGCAGAGAGACGAGAUCCAGAAGCUGCAGGGCCAGCUGCAGACUCUCCGCUCAGAGAUACAGGAGCUGGAGAACCAGGCCCUUGCGGAAGCAGAAGCCUGGAGGGAACAGCAGGGGGAGGUGGAGGAGCAGCAGGCCCUGCAGGCCAGAGCCAGACAGGAAGUGGAGGCGGAAGUGGAGCGCUAUAAACAGGAGCUGCAGUAUGUGGAGGAGGAGAACCACCGUGCCAAAACAGCCCUCCAGAGUCGUAUUAAGGACAGGGAGGAUGAAAUCCAAAAACUCAGGAACCAAUUGACCACCAAGACCCUGAGCAGCAGCAGCCAGACCGAGCUGGAGAGCCGCCUGCACCAGCUAACGGAGACCCUGAUCCAGAAGCAGACCGUGCUGGAGGCCCUGGGCACGGAGAAGAGCUCCCUGGUGUUCCAGCUGGAGCGCCUGGAGCAGCAGCUGAGGAGCCAGCAGGGCGGGCCGGCCGGGGGGCCAGCCAUUGACAUGGCCGGCACGGAGGGCCCAGGAGCGCGGCAGAGGAACACUCCGAUCCUGUUUACGGACCACGACAGCCCAGGAGUGUACGGGCAAGUUCGCAAGGCAGCCAGUACCAUUGACAGGUUCAGCAUCAGACUAGGGAUCUUCCUGAGACGCUAUCCUAUGGCCCGGGUCUUUGUUAUCCUAUAUAUAGCACUGCUGCACCUGUGGGUGAUGGUGGUUCUGCUGACGUACUCUCCAGAGAUGCACCACGACCACCCUGGGGGGAGAUGAGGAGCAGCACAGCUUGGUGCUGUGCUCUGCUUGAAGACGUGUGCCCCAGGGCCCUGGAGGGCAGGGGUUUGGAGCAAGCUGCUGAAAUGACACUCAAUAAAGCGUACUAUUCUGGGCCUGGUUCUUUGGAUUUGCACAGACAUAUGCUAAGAGAUAUAGAUUUAUAUCCUUUUAACUGUGUCCUCCUGUCUGAAGGUCUGCAGUAGGACAAUAGCAUGGGGUUUAAUGGCAGGUAUACUUUGACAUGAUGGGUACAGUAUUGGGAUGUCCUUUAAUCAAACUUGAUUUCAACUAUGUUCUCCUGUAACCUGGUAAUUAUUUGUUUAUUCUUAGAGAUUGUAUUUAACAUUGUAAAAAAAAUAUUUUAAAUAAACGAGGACUAAG
Molecule: messenger RNA, 2868 nt
Organism: Hypomesus transpacificus
Lineage: Eukaryota; Metazoa; Chordata; Actinopteri; Osmeriformes; Osmeridae
Gene: golga5
Product: golgin A5
Exons: 13
Coding region: 211-2484 (757 amino acids)
Biological process (GO): Golgi organization; retrograde transport, vesicle recycling within Golgi
Cellular component (GO): Golgi cisterna; Golgi membrane
Source: RefSeq, a predicted model, not a curated record